ACAGAGAAAGAGAGUGUAGAAAAAGACAGAUAUAAGCUUCUGGUACAACAAGAGAUAACUACUGUUUUUUUUAUUUUCAUUUUUUCACUUCUCCAUGAAAGAGAAGUAAUCAACUAGUAAAUACAGAAUAGUGUAGUCGAGCAGAGAACGUGCUUUUUAUUUUAUGUUACAACAUCUCUGUAGGAGUUUAUCACACUGCAAUAGAAACUCUUAAAUUUUGCCACGUCAAAUUGUGGCGCUAUUUUUUCCAGCCAUACAAGAACGGAAGAGACUUAUCAGAAAACAUACGAGCUGCUUGGUACGCUUGGACGCACAUACACUUUUAUCGAUCUUAUAAGUCACAACCGCCACCGUCGCCGCCACUGCCGCUGUUGCCGUUGCUUCUUUAUGCGUUCCGGCAAACUUUAAAGUCCUGCUGUUAUCGACGUUCUUUUUGCUUCUUUAAAGAAGCUAAACAACUGACUGGACAUUGUUCCACACACUUCAAUUGUUAAAACAACCUAAAAGACCGAUGAAGAAUAUUUGUUGCUAAAGUAGAAUUUCGUAUAAACGGUUGCUGUAAAGCCACGCCAUUCAAGAUGAUGUAUACGGGGACCACUACUACACAGGAUACAAGAUUUAGUGAUAAGGAAAAGAAGUUACUCAAGCAAAUGAAAUUCGGAGAUUCAUUGACACAAAAGGUAGACAUGCAGAAAGUAAAAUUGGAUGUUAUUAAACCAUGGAUUACAACAAAAAUUACUCAAAUCCUUGGAAUGGAAGAUGAUGUUGUAGUGGCAUUUGUUAUUAAUCAACUAGAAGAAAAGUUUCCUGAUCCUCGAAAAAUGCAGAUCAAUCUUACGGGAUUUUUAAAUGGGAGAAAUGCCCGUUCAUUUAUGGGCGAAUUGUGGGACUUACUCGUAUCUGCACAAGAUAAUGAUACUGGAAUCCCAGAAGCUUUUUUACAACAAAAGAAAGACCAAAUUAAAAAACGUUUGGAAGAACAAGAAAAACUUCAGGCAUCUUUAGCAGAAAAAGAAAAGGAUAAGGAUAAAGAUAAAGACAAUAAUGAGAGUGAUAACAAAAUGAAAAAAGAAGAAAAAGACUGUACCUCUUUCAAAGAAAAUCGAAGAGAACGCAGCAGAGAGCGCGAAAGAGAUCGAAAAAGAAGCAGAUCAAGAGAUCGACAUAGAGAUCGUGAUCGAUCUAAUCGAAAACGCAGAUCUACUUCAAGAUCGCCAAGCAAAGGUUCAGUAAAAGACAGCAAAGAUAUGAUUGAAAUGAAAACUGAGUGUGACGAUACACCACAAAUUGACAAUACAAUUGCAAUGAUGCCUUUAAAAACUAAACCAGAAGCCGUAGUAGCAAUAUCCCGGUUACAAGCAAAGCUGAUGAGCAUCGCAGAUGGAAAGAAGAAAAAUAAUCGUUCACCUUCGCCUGAAAUCGCAGUAACGCUGGAAACUAAUAAUAAAGUUACAAAAAAGUCAAGAUCAAAGUCCCCUUCCGUGCGUUCAAAGAAAUCGCGUUCCAAGUCUCCAUCUUAUAAGCAUCGUUCGCGUUCACCUGCUUCCAAAUCUCGACGUUCACGUUCCAAGUCCAGAUCUCGCAGAUCUAGAUCCAAAUCACGUCGUUCACGAUCUACUUCAAAAUCGACGAGACGCUCUAGAUCAAAGUCAAAAUCACGGAGAUCGAGAUCCAAUUCAAAAUCUCGAAGAUCACGAUCAAAGUCUAGGCGAUCAAGAUCUAAUUCUAACCCGAAAUUAAGGAGAUCGCGAUCCAAAUCACGAAGAUCGAGGUCUAAAUCCAAGUGUCGAAGAUCAAGAUCUAAAUCAAAGUUACGAAGGUCUAGAUCUAAAUCUAAAUUAAGAAGAUCGAAGACGAGAUCAUUGGAUCGUUCGAGAUCACGAAGAUCGAAAUCAAGAUCACUAAAAUCGGGAAAACGUUCAUCUCGUUCCACUUCUUGCUCACGUCUAAAAAAAUCAAGAUCUAAGAGCAUUGAUAGAAGCAAAUCGAGAAAAUCGAGAACGUUAUCCAGCGAUUCAAGAUCAUCUAAGUCACGUUCUAAGUCCAUUUCUAAGAGUCAUUCUAAAAGCAAAUCGCGUUCAAAAUCUUUGGAUAAAAUCAAAAUCGAUUUAGAAACGAAUAGAAAAGUUCUAAGUGCAAGCAGUGGAAGCAGUAGUAGUUCGGAGUCAGAUGAAGAUAAAAGAGAAAAAGAUAAGAAUGACUUUGAGAUUAGAAAAAAGAAGGAUAGUGUUCAAUCGAAAAGGUCAUAUCGAAAGACAAACAAGAACGAUAGUGCAAGUGAUAGUGAUUCAAGCAGAGAGAGAAAAUCAACAAUUAAGAGGCGCGGUAGCCCUUCUCCAAGAAAAGACAGGGAUCGAUCAAAAGACAGAGACAGAGAUAGAUCACGCGAAAGAUCUCGUGAUAGACAUAGGAGGCGAUCUUUGGAUAGAGAUCGUGAUAGAAGGCGAGAUCGGGAUAGAGACAGAGACAGAGAUCGUGAUCGUCGAGACAGAUACAGCGGUAGUCGUAGUAUGAGACCGCCAUCAGUGCGUAGAGCCCCUAGUAGGCGAAGGAGUCCUGCACGCAGAUCACCAGUUCGUUAUCGUAGACGCUCACCAAGUCCAAGUGAUCGCCGGCGUCGUCGUUCCCUUGAUCGUCGCCGUCGAUCAUCCGAGCGUCGCUCUCGGCGACGUUCACCAGACCGAGACCGUGAUCGUGAUAGAGAACGCGAUAGCCGACGGAAUUCCCGACGACGUUCGUCUGAUCGAGACCGAUCUCGCUACCGUGAUAGAUCUUCAUCGCGGGAUCGUUCUAGUCGCCGUGCUCGCUCCCGAGAUCGUCGGCGGCGCUCACGCAGUAGCAAUAAAGAAACGUCAUCAUCAAGAGAUAAACGGCAACGUGCUGACUCGGAGGACAAACCCAAAAAAUCAUCAAGUUUAAUAGACAUGGUCGUGCCUCCAGGUUCGAAUAUAUUGUCCAUGCCUCCACAGGCAGCCGCUCAGGUUGUAGUUGCCGCAGCACAGGCUGCAGCAGGACAACUUCAGAGGAAGGAUGCCAGAAAUGGUAGGUCAAGGUCCAAUAGCAGCUCACGCUUUAUAUUCGAACACAGCAGCGGCGACUCCUCCUCUACUGAUGACGAUGACGAAAUAGCUAGGAAAGCACUUGAACAGAAGUUAAUGCAAGAGAAAAAAGAACGUGAAUUAGCUGAAGAAUUGAAGCGUAAAGAAAAAGAAAGAUUAGCUAAAGAAGAAACUUCUAAACGAACUACCAUUGAGAAAGAAAUUAAAAAAUCUGAGAUUCUAGUUUCAAAGAAGACUGAGAGUAUUAUUUCACCCAAAAAAAUUCCAACUUCUGCUCUUCCUAUUUCUAGACACAGAUUUUCUCGAAGCUUAUCUCGUACUCCAUCUCCAUUCAAAAAAACUGAGGAUAUCAUUGCAGAUAAACUUAAACAUCCGAAUACUAUAAGAGAUGAUAAAAUAGCAUCUCCGAAAAGCAAUGAAAUUACAGUUGCACCAUCAGAAAUUUUUCCGUUAAAAAAAGAUGAGAAAAUUACAAAAUCCACCACUAAAUCUGUAACAGAAGAUAAAAAAAUUAAUCCGCAAAAAAAUACGGAAAUCAUUUCAGUAAAAAAAGCUGCUGAUAGCAAUAAGAAAAUAAAACGUGAUAAACGAAAUGAAUCUUCGGAUUCUGAUGAAAGUAAUGAUGAUAAAAAAAAAACUAAAAAGAUUGAAAAAAUGAGAAAAUCCAGAAAAACUUCUACAGAUGAUGAUAAAUCAGAAAAGAGUAGAAUAGAAUCAACUUCUGGAUCCGAGGAUGAAAAAAAAAAUGGAGAUAAAAAUAAAAAAGCUAGAGACUCUAGUCGUUCAGCUUCUAAAGAUAUUCGAUUAAAAGAUCGUUCAAAAGAUCUGAAAAAACGAGAUUAUAAUGAAAAUGAUUUAAAGAAACGAUCAAAAGAUCAAAAGGAAGACGACUCUAAGAAAUUGCGGAAAUCUCGAAAACCAUCUUCUUCACCAGACGAUGAGUUAAGAUCUAAAAAAUCAAGUAAAACAGAUGAAGAUAAAUUACGAUCAAAAAAAGUCAAGAGGGAUUCCAGUUCUGAUGAAGAACCAAAGAAGUCUCGUAAACGAAAAGAUAGUUCUUCAGAAGAUGAACGUCCUAGAGGAAAAAGAUCAAAAAAAGAAUCAAGUAGCGAUGAUGAAGGAAAAGUGAAGGCCAAAAAAUCUAAACGAGAUUCAAGUUCGGAUGAGGACGAAACUGAAAGAGAAAAAGAAGUAAGACGAAAGAGAAAAAAUGAUGAUAGUACUGAUGAAGAGAAAAUAAAAAAGAAACGAAAAAAGAAAACUAAGACAAGUACAAGUGAAUCAGAGGAAAGCGAAGUCGAAGAAAAGAAGAAGAAAAAAGAUAAAAAACAUAAAAAACAUAAAAAACACAAGAAGCAUAGGAAACAUAAGAAAAAAAAAGUAAUUGAAUCAGAAGAGUCUGAUGCUAGUGAAGGAAAUACAGAAGAAUUAGAAAAAAAACUUAGAGAAAAAGCACUUAAAUCUAUGAAAAAAGGACACAGUGUUGAACGAAGUGAUUAAAGUUUUACACAAUUGAAUUGUAAAAAAAUUUAACUCGAAUAUGUAAUUUACUCUAAAGUUCUGUAAGUGUAUAACUAAUACUUUGAUAUCUAUUAUUACUGACAGAUAUACAAAGUUUAAAGCUUUGUACAAAUGAUUGUAGCUUCAUAGAAACAUGUGACUUGUGUGCGAAACAUGAAUUUUUUUCUGUAACUACUCGUAAAUACACAAAUGAGUAAAUGCUUUUAUUUAGUAGUAAUAAAAAUAAAUGUAGAGUUUAUUUCUUCAAUA
This is a messenger RNA of Ceratosolen solmsi marchali, 4829 nucleotides long. It is a transcript of the gene Srrm1, whose product is annotated as Serine-arginine repetitive matrix 1. Gene Ontology annotation, cellular component: spliceosomal complex. Gene Ontology annotation, molecular function: RNA binding. The coding region runs from base 579 to 4559 and encodes 1326 amino acids. The record is from RefSeq and is a predicted model, not a curated record. NCBI's taxonomy places the organism in Eukaryota, Metazoa, Arthropoda, Insecta, Hymenoptera, Agaonidae. Gene Ontology annotation, biological process: regulation of mRNA splicing, via spliceosome. The transcript has 15 exons.